Astyanax mexicanus (Mexican tetra) is the source of this 1083-nucleotide messenger RNA. RefSeq lists its product as uncharacterized. The annotation marks the transcript as partial. Gene Ontology annotation, molecular function: DNA binding. The transcript has a single exon. Gene Ontology annotation, biological process: DNA integration; DNA recombination. Lineage: Eukaryota; Metazoa; Chordata; Actinopteri; Characiformes; Acestrorhamphidae. The record is from RefSeq and is a predicted model, not a curated record.
UCUGUCUCGUUUCCAAUUUCAGAAAUUCAGGACCUUGGCUCCACUCUCAGACCCACAUCCAACCCCAGUUCCACCUUAUUUGGACACCAUCUUCCCGCUGCACAUGCCUUCUACAAUUUGACUCUCCAAUCCCAGGACCUCAUUCUUAACGCCGUUUCCCCCAACACUCUUUCUACUUACUGGACAGGAUGGCAAUGUUUUCGUCGGUUCCACGUUUUUCUUUCAAUCCCCUUUCCCUCCUUUGAUCUAUUUAGCACGGCCAACUUCCUCACCUUUACCAGCUCCCGCCUCUACAUUCGAUCAUCCUCCCUCAAAGUUUACCUGUCAGCUAUCAACUUCUUUCAUAAACUCCUCCAUGGCUCACCUCAUCCUUUCGUUAGUCAUCCUCAGAUCACACUGCUUUUAAAAGGCAUUAAAAGGAGCGAACCUCCUCUCACUCACAAACGUCUUCCCCUAACCUCUCACAUUCUCUCCUGCUGCCUUUCCACUCUACGUUCCGGACAAUAUUCUCCCAACAUUUCUCAAACCUUAGAAGCUAUGUUUUUGCUAGCUUUCUUUGGUUUUCUCCGAGUUUCAGAAUUUACCACUCCUUCCACCACUCAUCAUCCCUCUCUCCACCCCUGUCUGUCUGAUAUCACCAUCCUGGACACCGACACCCUCAUUUUCAACAUCAAGAGAAGCAAAACUAAUCAAUUUGGUAUAUAUACUCCAGUUUACAUAUUCAGACUUCAUUCAUCUCUCAGUCCUUACGAACCUCUCCAGCUCUACCUCCAGUUCCGUCUCUCCCAAGGUGCUCGUCCUCAUGACCCCCUGUUUAUCAGUGAAUCCGGUUCCCCUGCUACCAGUCAUUGGUUUCAUUUUCACCUCAAGAACGUACUCUCCCUCAGUGGAUUUAACCCCGCACAUUUCUCCGCCCAUUCUUUCAGAAUCGGAGCAGCCACUACAGCUUCUCACCAAGGUUUACCUGACCACACCAUUCAGAUCCUCGGCCGCUGGUCCUCCCAUGUCUAUCACAGCUACAUCCGCACUCACGCCCGAGACCUGUUCACUGCCCACGAACUUCUAGCUUCUGUAUUUCCUUAA